Cannabis sativa is the source of this 1530-nucleotide messenger RNA. RefSeq lists its product as uncharacterized. NCBI's taxonomy places the organism in Eukaryota, Viridiplantae, Streptophyta, Magnoliopsida, Rosales, Cannabaceae. The record is from RefSeq and is a predicted model, not a curated record. Bases 1 to 1530 code for a protein of 509 amino acids. The transcript has a single exon.
AUGGCCUCAAUGACCAACAUUUUGAAGAACAUGAAUAUGGGAGGAAGUGUACAACCAACCGCUACCAUUCAAAGGGCAGAAAUUUCUUGUGUGUAUUGUGGUGAUGGGCAUACUUUUGAAAAUUGCCCUUCAAAUCCAGCUUCGGUUUGCUAUGUGGGUAAUCAAAACUUCAACCGCAACAACAAUCCAUACUCAAACUCCUACAAUCCGGCAUGGAAGCAUCAUCCAAACUUUUCAUGGGGAGGUCAAGGGGCAAGUUCAAGUGGAGCACAAGCACAAGGAAAACAAUCAUUUUCACCGGGAUUUUCUCAACAACCAAGACCUCAACAACCACACCAACCUCAAGGCUCUCAAACAAGUUCUUUGGAGAGUUUAAUGAGAGAUUAUAUGGCCAAGAAUGACGCUGUAAUUCAAAGCCAGGCAGCAUCUCUUCGGAGUCUUGAAAUUCAAUUGAGGCAAUUGGCCAAUGAUUUGAAGAAUAGACCACAAGGCACUUUGCCUAGUGAGACUGAAAACCCAAGAAGAGAUGGCAAAGAACAUUGCAAAACGAUAACCUUAAGAAGUGGAAAAAUAAUCGAGUCAAAUGUGGCUGCAACAGGCAGUAAGGAGCCUUCUUCAAUCCAAAAAGAGGGGGAAAUGAAGAAAAAACCAGCAAUUUCAGCUGCUGAAAUUCCCCUAGUAGUUACAACAUCCAGUCAGCAUUCUGCUGCAGAAAAGUCUUUGCAAAAGCCACCUCCACCAUUUCCUCAACGGUUCAAGAAGCAACAAGACGAUGGUCAAUUCCGGAGAUUUCUUGAUGUUCUAAAGCAGCUCCACAUCAAUAUACCAUUAGUGGAAGCUUUGGAGCAAAUGCCAACUUAUGUGAAAUUUUUGAAGGAUAUUUUGACAAAGAAAAGGAGGCUUAGCGAAUUUGAAACGGUUGCUUUGACAGACGGUUGUAGUGCUAUGUUGAAAAGUACAAUCCCACCCAAAUUGAAAGAUCCGGGCAGCUUUACAAUUCCAAUUUCUAUUGGGGGUCGAGAGGUUGGAAGAGCUCUUUGUAACUUGGGAGCUAGCAUUAAUCUCAUGCCUAUGUCCAUUUUUAGGAAGUUGAGAAUUGGAGAAGCAAGGCCAACCACCAUCACUUUGCAAUUAGUGGAUCGUUCAAUGGCGCAUCCGGAUUGGAAGAUUGAAGAUGUGUUGGUGCAAGUGGAUAAGUUUAUUUUUCCGGCGGAUUUCAAUAUCCUUGACUAUGAGGCCGAUAGAGAAGUCCCUAUUAUUUUGGGAAGGCCAUUCCUCGCCACCGGAAGAACUUUGAUUGAUGUACAAAAUGGAGAACUCACUAUGAGGGUGAAUGAUCAAAAAGUCACUUUCAAUGUCUUCAAUGCUAUGAGAUUCCCGGAUGAAAUUGAAGAAUGUUCGCGUUUGAGUGUAAUUGAUUCCAUUAUGGCUGAAAGUUUUCACAAGAAAGUGUGGAAGGAUGAAAGGGUGAUAAGUUCUCUUGAAGAUCUUGAAGCCUUGAGUGAAGACGAAGAAACCCAAGUUUCUUAG